Messenger RNA from Penicillium daleae, 1545 nucleotides. RefSeq lists its product as uncharacterized. The record is from RefSeq and is a predicted model, not a curated record. Gene Ontology annotation, cellular component: membrane. Gene Ontology annotation, molecular function: transmembrane transporter activity. Lineage: Eukaryota; Fungi; Ascomycota; Eurotiomycetes; Eurotiales; Aspergillaceae. Gene Ontology annotation, biological process: transmembrane transport. The transcript is spliced from 7 exons. The coding region runs from base 1 to 1545 and encodes 514 amino acids.
AUGGCUAACAAAGAAGACAACCCACCGAAGGAGGUUGAGGAUGUUGUUGAUGAAGAAGGCAAAUCAGCUAGUGACCCACAAGUUAUGCCACCCUCGUUGGCCGUUCUAUCUGAGAUUGAAAUUGCCAAGAUUAGACGACGUGCGACCUUGAAGCUGGAUCUCCGGAUUAUGCCGUGCAUGGUGUUGAUGUAUAUCAUGAACUACCUGGACCGACAGAAUAUUGCUGCGGCUAAAUUGGCCCAGAUCGACCAAGACUUGAACAUGACAGCCGUGCAGUAUCAAACAUGCGUCAGCAUCUUGUUUGUAGGCUAUAUCCUCAUGCAAGUCCCAUCGAAUCUCAUUGUGGGAAAAAUCAGAUUUCCUGGUGUCUACAUCUGUUUUUCCAUGGCCCUCUGGGGUGUUCUAUCUGCCUGCACAGCUGCUGUCCACAAUCCCUCAGGCCUCAUGGCUUCUCGUUUCUUCCUCGGAUUUGUGGAAGCAGUAUUCUUCCCCGGAGCGCUUUUCUACAUGUCAUUGUUCUAUACCAAAAAACAGUAUGCGAUGCGGACAGCUAUUCUGUAUUCGGGUUCUCAGAUUGGCAACGCCUUUGGUGGUUUGUUUGCUGUCGCAAUCUUGAAAUUGGAUGGAAAGCAUGGCCUGGAGGGCUGGCGAUGGCUUUUUCUGAUUGAGGGUGUUGCAACCGUUGGUCUAGCAAUCCUCCUUGCAUUCAUUUUGCCGAACUCGUUGAAGUCUGUCAGUGGGCUUAGCUCGCUUGAGCACGAGUAUCUGUUAUGGAGUUUUGAAGAGGACAACGGCCAGCAAGAUAAUGCUGACGAAGCCAGCGUGCAAAAGGGCGUCAUGAUGGCCAUAACGGACCCCAAGACAUGGUUCUUCAUGGGCACACUUUACUGUAUCUAUAUCGCGGGAGCUGUGACCAAUUUCUUUCCCUCAGUGGUGGCCACCCUCGGAUACUCCCGAAAUAAAACCUACGGCCUGACCGCUGUUAGUAGCUCCCAGUCUGUGAUAGAAGCGGUUCAAUUGCUUAUUCGAAAUCUUUUGCAGCCACCAUAUAUGCUCUGCGUGUUUACUAUGAUUCUGAACGGUUUCCAUUCUGACAAGAAACAAGAACGCUACUGGCACAUUGUAUGCCCAAUGGUCAUCUGUCUCGCGGCUAACAUUAUAGCCGUCUCGACGCUGAACACCGCGGCACGCUACGUUGCCAUGAUGUUGAUGCCAGGAUCGUUUUAUUCGGCAGCCAUCGUUCUUCUAUCAUGGGUAGCAGGCACACUAUCACAGCCAUCGAUCAAGCGUGCAUCAGCUAUUGCUAUAAUCAAUGCAAUCUGUAACACGCCAAAUGUCUGGGCAUCCUACCUUUAUUACUCUUCACCACGAUAUCUUGCUGCAUUCUUGGUCAACUUAGCUGCUUCUAUCUUGGCUAUUAUAUUAGCAACAGUCACCCGAGUCUACUUGCAGCGCCAGAAUCAUAAACUCGAGCGUGGCCUUGAUAUGGGGCGAAAUGGCCCGACUCCUGCCCAGAUUGCUGUUGGAUUCCGCUAUGUGGUCUAG